This is a messenger RNA of Moesziomyces antarcticus, 1665 nucleotides long. RefSeq names its product MFS general substrate transporter. Lineage: Eukaryota; Fungi; Basidiomycota; Ustilaginomycetes; Ustilaginales; Ustilaginaceae. Gene Ontology annotation, biological process: transmembrane transport. The record is from RefSeq and is a predicted model, not a curated record. Gene Ontology annotation, molecular function: transmembrane transporter activity. The transcript has a single exon. Bases 1 to 1665 code for a protein of 554 amino acids.
AUGUCACAAACUCAAGACCAGCAUGACGCGCUCCGCGGAGCAACUGCACCGGCCGUCCCAGCCGACCACCAUGCCAGCGCCGAUGGCGAUCUUGAACAGCUGAGCCCCGGCCUCGCCACAACGUGCGAGCCCUCGAUCCGCGACUCGGAAGACGCCCAAGAUGAAGAUCCCUUCCUCGUCAACUUCGAGUAUCAGGAUCCCGCCGAUCCACGUACCUUCGCGACGUGGCGGAAGAUCCAGAUCCUCUUCGUCACCAUGCUCCUCGAGUUCUGGGUCAACGUCAUCUCCUCCAUCUACUCCUUUGGAGCGCCCGAGGUGGCGACCGAAUUCGGCAUCUCCGCCGUGGCCGCCCGCGUGCCAGCUGCGGUCUUCCUGUUUGGAUUUGCUAUUGGCCCUGUCAUCUGCGCGCCCCUCUCGGAGGACUACGGAAGGGUUCCCGUCAUGAUCAUCGGCCUUGUCGUCGUAGCACUCUUUCAGAUCGGAUGUGCUCUGGCGAACGGACUAGCCACACUCGUUGUCCUUCGCUUCCUCAGCGGCUGUUUCGGCGCCGUGGCCUUCAACUCGAUCGGCACCGUCUCCGACCUAUGGGAUUCCGACAACCAGGGUUGGGGUGUCAACACCUUUGCACUCUCUGCCGAAGCCGGUGCGACAGUUGGCCCCAUCAUUGGCGCCUUUGUUGUUCAAGAUGCCGGCUGGAGGUGGACAUUUGGCGUUUCGGGAAUUGUGCUCGCUUUCCUGACCGCCCUGUUUGCCUUGACCGUCCCUGAGACGCGAGCGGGCGUCCUGCUCAGCAGGAGGGCGAAGAAGCUGCGCAAGGCCCAGAACGAGCCGCGCUACUACGCAAGUCACGACAAGCUCCGAUCUGAGCACACGGUCACAGAGCUCUUCAAGGAGACGGUUGGGCGACCGAUUCUCAUGCUCUUCACCGAGCCCAUUGUGUUCUGGUUCGCCCUUUUCGACGGCGUCAACUAUGCGGUCAUCUACAUGUUCUUCGAGGCCUAUCCGCUCAUCUUUGUCGAGUACGGCUUCACCAUCGGUCAGCAGGGUCUCACCUUCUUCGGCGUCCUUAUCGGCUUCAUCAUCGCCUACUUCCUCUUUGCGCUGCAGAUCAAGUGGUUCCACUAUGCAGGCAGCAAGAGACCGGGCGGAGUGCCCACGCCAGAGGACCGACUCCUGUGGGGUAUUCCCGGUGGCAUCCUCUUCCCGAUCAGCCUCUUCUUCUUUGCGUGGACGUCGUUCCCGCCGAUCCCGUGGAUCGUGCCGGUGAUUGCGGGUGCCCUAUUUGGCAUCUCGUCGCACUCGCUCUUCCUGAUCGUGUCGGACUACACGGUGAGCUCCUACUCGAUCUACGCUGCAUCUGCCGUGGCGGCGCAGUCGUUCCUACGCGAGUUCCUCUCGGGCGCCUUUACGCUCAUCACCGAACCCAUGUAUCACAACGUUGGCUACCAGUGGGCCACCUCGAUCCUCGCCUUUAUCGGUGUGCCGCUCUCGGUGAUCCCAUUCUUGUUCUACAAGUUCGGACCCACUAUCCGCAGACGCAGCAGCUUCGCCAAGGAGCUUCAACUCGUUGAAGAGAAGGAGAGGAACCGUCGUGCCAAGCUCGAGUCACGCGCAACCACGCUCACCAACAACGCCGCCGCCGAGGUCAACCUCAAGACACAGUAA